Messenger RNA from Neohortaea acidophila, 1132 nucleotides. RefSeq lists its product as uncharacterized. Lineage: Eukaryota; Fungi; Ascomycota; Dothideomycetes; Mycosphaerellales; Teratosphaeriaceae. The record is from RefSeq and is a predicted model, not a curated record. The transcript has a single exon. Bases 226 to 1062 code for a protein of 278 amino acids.
GGGAUGAUCUCAAUCACGUUGCCGUCAAAGGCUUUCGACGGACACGAGAAUGGAAGAAGUGUUCAGUAACAGAUACCGUCAUUGUGUAUAGCUAUGAAAGAAAUACCAUACAUCUAGCCAUGAGCAGGCUUCUCUCUUCUCGUCCAAAAUGUGUUCCGAUUAAAUCCACGCAAAGACGACGUGUAAGACGUCGCCUUGCGCAUCAGUCAGUGUCGAAAAAGAUCAAUGGCAUAUUCGUCAAGUCGUGCCGGGGUGAACCAAGCUCAAAGGAGCUCAAGACGACCAACUCUUGGUGGUGGUGCUGCCGCCGUAGCUGGGUGGCGUGGGAGUGCUCGUCCAGCCGCCGCCACUGGUGAUGGUCACCGUCUCCGUCGAGCAGGUCUCUUGCGCCGUAACGGUCGAGACUUUGCUCACGGUGAUGGUGGAAGUGGGAGGCGGCGUGACGGGGCCGACGGGGGUGGUUGCACAGCUGGUCACCGUCUCAUGGCAGGUGGUUGUGCUCGUCACCGUCGAGACUCCGCCGGUCGGGCAGGUCGAAGUUCCCUGGACGGUCGUCGUGAUUGUCGAGCCAGCGCCGCUCUGGGUGACGGUGGCGGUGGUGGCUUUCGGGCAGCUCGAUGUGCCUUGAACGGUCACCGUGGAGGUUGCUCCGGUGCCUUGAACCGUCGUCGUCACUGUGGAUCCAGCACCGCUCUGCGUAACAGUGGCGGUGGUGGCCUUUGGACAAGUCGUUAUGCCUUGAACCGUCGUUGUGACCGUGGAUCCAGCACCGGUCUGGGUAACCGUGGCUGUCGUCGCCUUCGGGCAGCUCGAUGUGCCUUGAACCGUCGUUGUGACAGUGGAGCCAGCACCGGUCUGGGUGACGGUCGAGGCAGUGCAGACAGAGGCCGGGCCAACAGGCGAGCAAGUAGAGACGGUCGAAGUGAACGUCACCGUCACCGACGCUGUCUUCGUACCGGUCUCCACUUCGGUCGUGGUGUAGCCCUGCGCAGUUGCGGUCUGGGGGAGGUCAGUAUGUGUCGAAGAUGUGUGGGGAGAUCAUGCUUUCACAUACCUGGGUGAUGGUGACAUCAGAUGUGACGACCGAGGUCUGGACGUGCGUGUUGGUGCUUGUAACCGUCGUUGCCGAGCC